GCUGUAUGGAGUUAUUGUUGUUGAACAUAUUGCUGUACAAUGGAAGGAUUUUCCACCCGUUUGACUGCCAUGGAUGUGUUCUUCAAGUGACGAUUUCACUGAGCAAAGUGGAGCUGAGUGUGGGGGAGUCCAAAUUCUUCACCUGCACAGCAAUUGGAGAGCCAGUCAGUAUAGAGUGGUUCAAUCCGCAGGGAGACAGGAUUGUAUCCUCGCAGCGCGUGGUCCUGCAGACCGAGUCCAUUCGCUCCCGACUCACCAUCUACAACGCCAAUGUGGAGGAUGCCGGUAUAUACCGGUGCCAAGCAGCCAACGCCAAGGGGCAGACACAGGAAGCCACGGUGGUUCUGGAAAUCUACCAGAAGCUGACGUUCCGUGAUGUGAAGACUCCCCAGGAGUUCCGUCAGGGGGAGGAUGCUGAAAUUGUCUGCAAUGUGAUCAGCUCCCCUGCGCCGAUUGUAACCUGGAUCUACAACAACAGAGAAGUCACUGCAAUGACAGAUGAUCGGUUGGGAGUGCUCCCUAAUGGCAACAUGCAGAUCCAGAAGGUGGGUAAGAGCGACGAGGGGGUUUACCGCUGUGAGGCCCGGGUGGAAGCUCGGGGGGAGAUCGACUUCAGGGACAUCGCUGUCAUCGUCAACGUCCCUCCAGUUCUCGCUGUGCCUCAGAAGUCCUUUAACGCAACCGCAAAUCGACAGGAGUCGGUGUCUUUUAUCUGCACAGCCUCUGGGUCCCCUGAGCCAGCCAUCACCUGGUACAGGAAUGGCAGGCUGAUUGAGGAGUCGGACCAGUACAUCCUGAAGGAGAGGAGCACAGAGCUGACUGUGCGCAAUAUCAAGCAGUCCGACGGAGGCCCCUAUUCCUGCAGGGCCACAAACAAAGCUGGUACUGAGGAGAAGGAGCUGCUUCUCAAAGUUUUCGUUCAGCCCCACAUCACCCAGCUGAAGAACGUGAGCGCAGUGGAGGGCAGCCAGACCCAGAUCUCCUGCACAGCGGAGGGGGAACCGGUCCCAGAGAUAUCCUGGAGGAGGCCGAGCAAUGGGCAAACCUUUGCAGAUGGAGACAAGAGCCUGGAUGGCCGGAUGGAGGUGCGGGGACGGAUCGGCACGUCAGCGUUGACCAUCUCGGGGGUUGGGCUGUCCGACUCAGGCUGGUUCAACUGCGAGGCAGCGAGCAGGAUCGGAGGGCACCAGAAGGGCAUGUACCUGGAGAUAGAAUAUGCACCAAAGUUUCAGUCCAAUCAAACAAUAUAUUAUUCCUGGGAGGGGAACCCUAUCAAUGUCAGCUGUGAUGUCAUCGCCAACCCCCUGGCCUUCAUUGAGUGGAGACGGAACAAGCAGGUCCUGAGGACUGAGAGCUUGGGCAAUAUCAGAAUAUACAGCACAGAGGGUCGAGCCCUCCUAGAGGUCACUCCAAUGUCUGAUAAGGAUUUUGGCCAGUAUGACUGCACAGCUGGAAACACCAUAGGGAGGAGAUCCCAGGAGUAUAUUCUGGCACAGGCUGACGUGCCCUCAAACCCCUAUGCUGUGAGGCUGAGCUCAGUGUCCCAGGCAAUGGCGACAAUCUCCUUCACAAAGCCAGACUCGCAUGGUGGGGUCCCCAUCAGCUACUACCAGGUGGAUUUCAAGGAGAGCGUCUCCGAAGACUGGAGAGUAGUGCGAUCCCACGGGAUUCUGACAAUGGUUCUGCUGACUAACCUGGAGCCCAACACCACCUACGAUGUCAGAGUGGCAGCUGUGAACGGGAAAGGCCAGGGAGAGUACAGCAGAAUAGAGAGUUUCCAGACGCUACCAGUCCGGGAGCCCAGUCCCCCGAAAGUGCACGGCCAGAGUGGAAGAGGAAAAGCCUUCCAGCUCAGCAUCACCAAGCAGGACGAUGGUGGAGCACCAAUCCUGGAGUACAUUGUCAAGUACAGGAGUAAAGAUAAAGAUGACCAGUGGAUAAAGAAGACAGUCAUUGGUGCCAAAGAUCAAAUCAUCCUGCAGCAGUUACAGUGGAACACUGAAUAUGAAGUCGAGAUUACUGCAUUAAACAAGCUGGGUCCUUCAGAACCAGCAGUCUACCAGUUCACCAUGCCACAGAAGUCAGAUAUUACAGAAUGUUGUGAAGCAUCCGAACAUGGAAGAGGAAGCCCCUCACAGUACCCAGUCACUGCUGUUGCUGCCGCUGGAGUCACAUUAGUAUUUGCCAUCCAUUCCUGUUUGUCUUGAUACUGUCCUGUCCUCUUGGUACAAUGCUCUGGUGGUUGCCAGGGCUCUCUUGAUGUUGCAGUUUUACUGACAUUCUGACAACAAUACUGGGUUGUACACUAUUUGAAACCCUGAAGUCUACAAUUUGAUUUACUGUAUAACACACGUUAAAACCACUAGUGGUAAUCAGAGUCUGCUGACUGGCAUUGCAUAGAAGAUACUGUGUACUGGUAACAAAACAAAGUACUUUCAUUGCAAAAUACAGAUAUAUUAAUGCUGUUACACUGUUCGACUGGGAGGAUAGCUGUGUUUUACAACUUACUUUGGGGGUAAUAUAGUUUUAUUGUAUUUAAAUCUGCACCAAUAUAACCAAUGCUAAUUAUAAAACAUAAGUGUCACUACUUAUUACUACACUCUUGUGAAUAUUGGAUAUACUACAUUUAUUCAAUGUGGCUCUAUAUUUCUUACUUGCAUAAUAACAUUAAACACAUAAGAACAUUUACGAACAAGAGCAUGGCCAUUCGGCACAACUAUGCUUGUCUGGUUCCUGGUAGCUGAUUCAUCUCAAUAUUUUAUCAAGUUGGGUCUUAAAGGAUCCAAGUGGUGGAUUAUUUUGCAGAGGGGGGCAGAUUAACCUGAACCAUUACUUUAAGUGCAGUAUGGAAACCAAGACGAGAGGACACAGUUGGAAAUAAAGUGGAGACAGACUUAGGACAGAGGGAAGGAGACGCAUCUUUGCAGAGUGGGAAGGUAUAGGAUGGACUACUUAGUCAUGUUGUUGAGGCAGAAUCACUUGGAUCCUUUAAGACACAAAGUUAUGAGAACAAUCAGCUACUGAGCCGCAUGGCCUCCUCUACUUGGUAGAAUGUCUUAUCUUCUUAUUAAUGAUGUACUGGCUGUAAGAGUACAGAAGACGUGUUUGAGAGCCCUGUUGAAACCACAGGAGUGCUUUAAACUUCUGUGUUUCAAAAGUCACCAGGAUGUUAUGAUUGGAAAUAAAGUAUAAUAUGCAAAGUGAAUCUAAAGAAGCUGAAGAAUACCUUAAAUUAAGUGUGGUGUCAUACCGAUACCAAGUAGCACUUCAUGGGUCACCAUGACUUUUGCAUCAGUUCUUCGUAGAGGGCUUACAGUGUAUCAUUUGUUUGUAGACUGUAGACUACCUUUAUUUGGUCUUUAUAAUGUUUUCUGCAAACUAAAAAUUCUGUUAAGUCCCUGAUAGAAGAAAGUCCACAGGGAGAUGUACCACCAUUGCCUUGAGCUCUCUGUUUUGUUGGUAUUAGUUUUAUUACUAAAUACCAGAUUGCCUGUUAGUCACAGCUUUUACAUUUUCUCCUCCAACACUAUUAAUAUUUAUUAAUAUGAACAGCCUUAUUCCUGCUAUAUGAUGUGAUGUUUACUGUAAAGUGUCUCCAAACCUUUGUUAAGUCUGAAUCGUAACCAUCUUCGUUUUCAGCAAUGUACUGCCUGAUUUUCAUUUCAGUUCCCUGUCUUUAUAACUAUAACCCAUUUGACUGAUAUCCUGUUCCUUCCAUUCCUAUUUUAGAUGUCACAGACAAUGCCAUCUUAGUUUGCAGGCCUCUCUACGCACCUUGUAUUGAAUGUAAUACUUGUUAGGGUAACUAUAUGCAUACAAUAUAGUCACUGGUUCGAGACAUCAAGCAACUGGAUGUACUCAUUGUUUUUCCCUCAGUCUGUCAAGCAUGUAGUACCAGACCUCAGUAAGUGCUAGGAGGUCUCUGUGAAAGGUCAAAUAUAAGGCUGAGCUUUCCUGUGACAAAGGUCAUUCUCUGACAUAAUAAAAUGUGAUGUGUGUAAAAACU
This is a messenger RNA of Acipenser ruthenus (sterlet), 4006 nucleotides long. RefSeq names its product neural cell adhesion molecule 2. Gene Ontology annotation, molecular function: protein binding. Gene Ontology annotation, cellular component: membrane. Bases 6 to 2207 code for a protein of 733 amino acids. The record is from RefSeq and is a predicted model, not a curated record. The transcript is spliced from 16 exons. Lineage: Eukaryota; Metazoa; Chordata; Actinopteri; Acipenseriformes; Acipenseridae. Gene Ontology annotation, biological process: cell adhesion.